CUUGACUUGACUCAUUCGACUGAAGGAAGAUACUGACGUGACACUUCAACGAGAAUUCAAAGAGUUCCGUUGGUUGCGUUGCACUUCGUCGUCGUUGUCCCUUCUUCAGCUCAACCAACAGCAGCUGGAGGACGAGGUACUGACAAAUUCUACAAAGCACUCUUAUUUGUUUUUAACCAUGGAGAUUGGAAGCAGAAGAAUACGAAGAGGAGCUCCUACUACUAGUAGCCCGAGACUGCUGGCAGUGGCUGUUGUGUUUCUGUUGAUAUCUUGUUCGAUCCAGCUCUCUCAUGCAUGGAAACCAUCAUCUUUGCCACUGACGAGGGCAAGAGCAGUGGAGAGUCGAAGCUGUUUGAACGAACAGAAUGAUAAUUAUCUAUAUGAACCGGAUCGAGACAAGCCCUCCGUGUUGCCCCAAGAAACCGAACCCGUUCGGACGUUGGGAGGUGGCGCCGACAUGAUUUUUGCCAUGGCCCGCCAAAUGCUGCUCUGGGAAGAUACCGCCGAAGAUCCGCAGGCGGAAAAAGUACAGCCAUUUUCAUCACCCGCCGCACUGCCCCGAUGGCGCCCGAUUCGAGGUGUCUCGGAUGCCAAUCCGGCCUUUCGAACAUCCGCACCGCCCAUGAACAGCCAGGGAUAUGCCGGAACCAUUUGGCGCAAUGUCCGCAAGGCCAACAAACCCUCUCUUUGGCGGCAUGCUCUACGGACGUAUGAUCGCAUGGGAUACAAUACUGCCACAACCACCAAAGCGGGUGCUGCCACUGCCGAGGGCCUCAAAGUCCAACGGACCAAUUUGCAUCACGAAGGAGCUCUGGUGGCGUGUGCCAAGUUGGGAUUGUGGAAAAAAGCCAUUGCAAUUUACAAGACGGUGCAAGAAGAAGAGAGACAGAGUCGCAUUCCAAACACUAGUGUAUUCGUUACCGAAAAUAUGGUGCUCUCACUGAUUCGGGCAUGUGUCCGGGCGUCCAAACAGCAUCAACUACAAGACACGGACGAAACCGAAUUGAAGACGUUGGAAGAACGACGAGCUCCGUUGGAUGCCUGUCUGGAAAUAUUGCUGGAAAUGGAAGAACAACAUGGAUUGCCCUUGGUGGCGCGACACGUCAAUCCCAUUGCCGCAGCCUAUCAAAAAUUGACUCUCAUGCAAGAGGCGGCACAACUCAUUGACACGCAUUUGCAAGAUCGCACCAAGGGACCCGAAGGAGAAGAUGGAGACGACCCAUUUAACGUCAAUGAUGUUCAUGCCAAGGACAAGGGAUCCUACUCGUUGCUCGUCAAAGGGGCCGUAUCCGAAGGCAACUGGGAAGGGGCCGUGGAAGCACUCAAAACCAUGACCGAAGCAGGACUCUAUCCCAAUUCACGCAAUCUCAAUGCAUGGACCGAAGUGUCGGAACGCAAGACCAAACAACGCAAUACACGGAGUUGGAAGAAAAAACGAGACGAGUAUUGGUUGGAGAGUGUUCGAUAAUAUAUUAUUAUAUAUUGUACUGGAGGAAUGAAUGAAAUGCAAUAACGAAUACACGUAUAACUGAACAUAGACUACGGUAGCCUUUAUU
Seminavis robusta is the source of this 1556-nucleotide messenger RNA. The record is from the annotation of a GenBank genome assembly. Lineage: Eukaryota; Bacillariophyta; Bacillariophyceae; Naviculales; Naviculaceae.